Cynara cardunculus var. scolymus (artichoke) is the source of this 836-nucleotide messenger RNA. RefSeq lists its product as uncharacterized. The transcript is spliced from 2 exons. The coding region runs from base 235 to 825 and encodes 196 amino acids. NCBI's taxonomy places the organism in Eukaryota, Viridiplantae, Streptophyta, Magnoliopsida, Asterales, Asteraceae. The record is from RefSeq and is a predicted model, not a curated record.
CUAAGCACAUAAAUCGCACCUGUUGCCAUCGAUUUGGCAUCAGAUGCUUUUCAAAGGAUCAUAUCAUGAAUUACAACAUAAUCUUUUCAGAAACAUUCUUUUACUUUGUCUUCAACCCAAAGGAUGAAGAAGAAACAAAGUGUUUUCUAAUCAGAUUCAAAUUUGAAUACCAAAAGCAGUAUAAAUACUUGUCUUCUGUAAACCAUACCUCAACUCCAUGCUUUUCUUUCAAUCAUGACCUAUGAACAACCACCAAACCCCUCCAAGAGAUGCAAUUUCCUCAAGGAUGCUCUUGCAACCUGCCAUACUUUCUGCACAAAGAUUUCUUUUCAAACCCCAGACCUCGAACAAGAAGAUGAUGAUGUCAGUGAUUACGACGAUGAACACCAAGUUUUUGUUUCAGCAGUGCUAAGUAGAUACAUGGAAGCAAAGUCAAAGAGGAAGGUUGGACUUACAGUUGAUAGCUUCAUAUGGGGUUUCUCCCCAACUGAGUUACUUCCCACCAAAAAGGAAACACAGCAUGCAAGUGAUGUUGAAGAUAUGGAUGAAUUCUACUCUUCUUGUAGUCAUCUUUCUCGAUGCUCAAGCGCUACAACUGCAGAAGCAUUUAAGUCUGUAAAGACAAAUCUUUCUCGAUGUUCGAGUACAGGUAGUUUUGAAUUCCCAAUCUUCAGGAGGAGGCGGUCUAUCAUUCGAGAGCUUUGUCAUUGUGAGGGCUGGCCUUUUGGUCUCUGUAGGAAGGCUCUUCUUGUUCCACCUCUGCCUAAAUCACCAUCUGAAUCUUGGUUGUGGCGUAAAACCACCAGAAUUAUCAAGAUACCUUAAUUCCUUCUGUG